CUCAUUGUUAAGUCUGUCUGUAGGAGAGUAUCCAUUAUUAGCGUAGGAAUGCAUUGAAUGAGUGAAUGAAUGAAUGAAUGCCUCAAUUAAUACACAAAUAUCUGACAGUUUGUCGACCUCUGCCUUCACACCACUCCACCAUCCACUCAGACAUCACUCAUUCACCACUCAUUCACCACUGGAUGACACACCACUCCAAGACAUCACCGCAACCCAUGCACCACAUCCACCACAUCGCUGUCACCGCAUUGGCUCACAAUUGACUCGUUUGUCGUCAACUAAUGAAUGUCUUUCCAAUUGAUCCAAAGAUUAUUUGAUGUGAUUAUUGAUUGUCUGUGAAGUACAUCCCAAUUGAGUGCACUAUUGAUAUAAUGGCCACCAAUGGCUCAUCCAAUGUGUCUGAAGUGCGAACAAAUGGUCACCGAAUGGAGAGUUCGCUUCAGUCGAUAGUCAAUGAGUUCUUGAGUUCACAAUUGGCUCUCAAAGGAUACAAUUGGACUCCAGAGGAAGUGGUGCCAAACGGUGUCAACAGUGACUCUCAUAACCAAUCAUUCAAUUUGAGUGAAAGGACUAAAAUAGUGGACGCGUUGAAGACAUUGGGCCACAAAUACGUGAACUUAUAUGAGGAACAGUUGGCUGCGAUGUGUGAGCGCCUGGAGUUGAGUCCGUCGACGGCGAUGACAACAUUCAACAGUGUGUCCAACGAAUUGUUCAUCGAAGGCAUCAAAUGGCAUCAUAUCAUCACUUUCCUGGUCUUCAGCGCCGAAUUCGCGUUCAAUUGCGUUCAAAACGGUUUCCCAAAUCUAGUGAAUGAAGUCUCGCAUUGGAUCACCACUUAUGUCACACAACACCUUCACCCAUGGAUCCGUGAUAAUGGGGGCUGGGAGUCUGUGAUCGAGUUAUCCGACGAUAAAGUGGUUGCGGGACAGAAGAAACUGCUUUACGGAGCGGCCGGUGCUCUCGGAGUGCUAACUCUGGGACUGUUUCUGAGAAACUUUUCUUUCAAAUGAGUUCUUCACUCAUUUGCUCUCAAAUUUAAUUUAUACACAACUUUCCUAUCAGUUUACAAAUAAGUAUUCAAUGAUCU
Molecule: messenger RNA, 1087 nt
Organism: Oppiella nova
Lineage: Eukaryota; Metazoa; Arthropoda; Arachnida; Sarcoptiformes; Oppiidae
Source: the annotation of a GenBank genome assembly